Messenger RNA from Batrachochytrium dendrobatidis JAM81, 774 nucleotides. RefSeq lists its product as uncharacterized. The transcript has 5 exons. Gene Ontology annotation, molecular function: 3'-5'-RNA exonuclease activity. Gene Ontology annotation, cellular component: nucleus. The coding region runs from base 1 to 774 and encodes 257 amino acids. Gene Ontology annotation, biological process: U6 snRNA 3'-end processing. The record is from RefSeq and is a predicted model, not a curated record. NCBI's taxonomy places the organism in Eukaryota, Fungi, Chytridiomycota, Chytridiomycetes, Rhizophydiales.
AUGCCUAAAGAUACGCAUCGCCAUCAGUCGCCAUCUACAGGAUCAACAUGGCCAUUGGGAAACAAAAAGAAAUCCAAUUCACUGAAUACCGAUCGUUUAAAACCAAACGCUAUACAAACGACUGUAUCUAAAGCAUCAAUCGUUGAUAAACCAAAUGCUCCAGUGCCUGUGCGAACGGUUGCUCACAUUGAAGGAAACUGGGCAACGUAUAUAUACAUACCAAUUGAAUUACAGGAAGACUUGCAAGCUGAAUUAAAAGAUUGGAUCAAGCAAGCAACAACCCAGUUUCCAUCCUGGCAUUCUCAUAUCCAAUUAGAUUCCAAUGACUCUCUUGGAUUGCAUGUCAGUCUUUGUCAAACAGCAUAUUUAAAAGUAUUUCAAAUUGAUCGAUUUAUGGCUCUGCUAGAACAACAGAUUGGAUUACAGUCUAGAUUCACAGUGUCGUUUAAUGGUGUUUCAAGCUAUGUGAAUGACGAGCAAACUCGUAGUUUCGUUGGCAUGGACAUUGGACAUGGGCAUGAGGAACUACUUGAGUUGGUUCAAUGCGUAGAUCUGGCGCUGACAGCAUUCCAUCAACCGCCAUUCUACAAGAAUCCUCGAUUUCAUGCGUCAAUAGUUUGGAGUCCAACAACUCGUGCAUCUUCAUUUGAUAAUCCGAUCGAGUCUAUCCCCGAUUCACUGCGUGACAUUCCAAAAAAACUACACAACACCUUAUUUCUAGUCCGUUCAGUUGUUUGUAAAUCCGGAAAUAAAUUGAAGCAGUUUGAUUUAUAA